AUAUAUUUGUUAUAAACAUGUAUACGUAGUUAUUGUCAAGAAAUUGACCAAUGUUCCAACUUUACAAAUUGAAAAAUGAAUAUCAUUAAGAUUGCAGAGGAGCAACUUAAUAUCAAUAAAGGUGCUGAUAAAGAUGCAAGUUAUGAAAAUCAUGAUUUUGAUCAACAAAUAAACUUCGAAAGCUCAGAUACACAAAAGAUUUUUGAUGGAAUCAAGUUCAAUCACUCCUUCGGAGUUACAGAUAGAUGUUUAAGUGAAGAGGUUGUAGAAAUUGAUAACCAACAACAAUCAAUUAGUGAAAGUCAACAAGUCCUUUUCUUAACUGAAGAUGGAAACCAACGAAAUUUUGUUGACCAACAACAUAUAUUUAAGUUUAAUACGUAUACAGAGUUUAAACAAACCCUUGCAGAAUACGAAGCACAAACAAUUACAAAAUUUAUUUUGAGAAAUCAAUCUAAACAGUUUACAGCUCCUGUUUGUCUGCAUGAUAUUUUACGGAACGAAAAGAAUUAUUCAGAUUUACCAAUGAUUCGUUGGGAAUUUUGUGCUGCUAAAGAUUUCCUUCCCAUUCCAUUUAUGGGAAUUCCUUAUAUUACAGUUGGAAAACAAGUUUUCCAAUGUCACCAAGGAAAAGAUUAUAAUACUAACAAAAAGCAACAGUAUGAGUUGAAAAAGGAAAUUCUUAACCAGGCUACUCGCAUUCAAAUUAAAUCACGUAAUAAAGGACCUUCAAAAAAGCUUGAUUGUCCAGUGUUAUUUGCUGUUCGAAAACUUUACUUUUUUCCUGAGUAUCCUUUAGAAAAUGAUACUAAACGAAAUCGAGCUUUGAUAGCUCAAAAUUUACGUGCACAUCUUGCAAAGAUUAAACUAGAAAAGUGUGUUUGUGUAAAGUCUGAUGACAAUUAUGAAAAUGUUGCAUUAACUAACCUUCCUGGAAAGCUUGAGUUUCUUACUCGCUUUCCUCCAAAUAAUGAACAUAAUCACAGUGUUGCAAAAGCUGCUAGCUUCAUAAAAUUGCAAAUGAAGAAACUUGUUUCUAAGGCUACUGAAAACACUAUAAAGAAAGUGGCUGAAGUCAAUCCUUUUCAAUAUGAUAAGCAUGUUGAGCUUAUUACAGCUUUACGUCAAUCUGGAGAUCUUGAUCAGUUGCGUACAGCAAGAGAAAACAUGGCAAAUGUGUACCCUCUCAGUGAAUCUAUGUGGCUGGAAUGGUUUUCUGAUGAACUGCCUCUAGCAAUACUUCAAGAACACAAGGAAUAUCUCUUGGAAAAGUUUGACUUGGCUGUCAAAGAUUAUACAUCUGUUAAACUUUGGCACGAAUAUUGUCAAUUUGUCAUGAAUAACAUUGAAUCUCCAUCAGAUAUUGAACGAGCGAGAAGCGUUUUUGAGCGAGCCAUAACAGCAGUUGGAUUAAAUGUGGCUGAGGGCUCAUUAAUAUGGGAUGGAUAUCGAGAGUUUGAAAUGGCUAUUCUGGAUUCAUACCAGCAACUUCAUGAAUCAGGUGAUACAAUUGGGAUGGAAGCAAAAGUUGAUAUGCAGAUUGAUAGAAUACAAUCUCUUUUUAAAAGACAACUUUCUGUUCCACUUUUGGGAAUGUCUUCAACAUUCAAAAUUUAUGAAGAUUGGUUACCAGAAUCUAUACCAAGUGAGGUUCAUCGCAGCUAUGAAAGAGCUUUACAGAAACUUUCUUUAUGUACAGAGUAUGAAGAAAAGCUUAAAUUAUCAAUUAAUGCUGCUACAAAUGUACCUAGUUUAAAAGAGUAUUUAAAUUAUAUUAAUUAUGAAAUAAAAGAUGGCGAUCCAGCAAGAAUACAAUCUAUCUUUGAAAGAGCUAUUAAAGAUCAUUGUCUCGAACAUGAACUAUGGAUAAAAUAUUUAAAUUAUUUGGAUUACAAGUUAAAGAUUCCAGAUAUAGCUUUGGUUGCUCAUAUAAGAUCUGUAAGAAAUUGUCCGUGGGUUAGCUCAUUAUGGGUCAAAUACAUAAAUGCUCUGGAGCGGAGUAAUAAAGACUAUUCAGAAAUAAAAGAGGUAUUUAACCAGUCAUUGAAAGGUGGUUUUUCUGAAGCCUCAUCUUACUUACAGUUAUGGCUAGCAGAUUGUGAUUAUCAUAGAAGAAAAGCUGUUGAGUCGUCAUUUGAAUCUGAAAAAGUUGAUAAUCUAAGGCAAUCGUUUGAAGAAGCAAUCACUUAUAUGAAUCACCAAUUUGGAUUAGAAGGUGAUAAAGAUUGUGUUUUAAUGAGAGAAUGGGCAUUUAUUGAAGCAAAAUAUUUAAACAAUGUGAAACGUGGUCAGGAGCUCUGGGACACAGUAAUGAAGAAACAUUCAAAGGAUGCCAACAUGUGGCUUGAAUAUAUAAAUUUUCUUAUGUUGUUUACUGAUCCUUUUUCUAUUCGUCGAGUUUUUCAACGUGCUAUACAAAUAAGUUUUGAACAACCUGAGCAAAUACUUGCAGCAUUUAUUCAGUUUGAGCGUCGAUAUGGCUCUCUGACAGAGCUUGAUGAUGCUCAGCAGAAAGUGGAUACACAAAUGUUUAAAAUUAAAGAGAAAAAAGAAAAGGAAGCCUUAAAUCAUCCACCAGAGAACAUUGUUAAGAACCUUAAGAAAGAUCAAGUAAAGUUGAAAAAAAAAAUGAAAAAAGUUACAAAAGAAAAAAAUUUAAAAAGAAGUAAUAAUGAAGCGAUGGAAGUAGAGUCUCCUAUAAAAAAAAAAAAGGAUGAAGCGAAUACAUUGGUAGACAAAGUAAUUACUGAAACAGCUGUAAAUACAGAUUUUAAUGUAGAAACUGUGCAAACUGAAGCUGCAUUGGGUAAAACUGAACUUACUGAGCACCUUCCCACUUCAAUGUCACCAUUAAAUGUAAAUGAUAGUAAUCAAGUUGUUCUUAACGAUGGUGAACAAGUUCGAAAGGUGGACAAUGAGUCUAGCAUAUUCAUCAGCAAUUUAUUAUUUUCAGUUGAUGAAAAUCACAUAAAAGAUAUGUUUGAAAAGUGUGGUGAUAUUGAUACAAUACGUAUUGUGAAAAAUCGUGCUGGAAAGUCAAAAGGGUAUGCUUAUUUGCAGUUUAAAUCCAAAUUAUCUGUUGAUUCUUCCUUAUUACUUGACCGUGAGUCAAUACUUGGCAGACCAAUGUUUGUUUCAAGAUGUGUAGAUAAACAAAACAAUCCAACAAAAUUUAAGUUUCCAACGCAACUUGAUAAGCAUACCUUAUAUGUAUCAAAUCUUCCAUUUGAAAUGACUGCAGAUCAAGUUACAGAGCACUUCUCAAAAAUAGGAAAAUUGAAACAGGUCCGGCUUGUUACUAAUCGUUCAGGAAAAUCUAAAGGUUAUGCUUAUGUUGAAUAUGAAUCAGAAGCAGAUGCACAAUCUGCAAUUGUAAAGUUAGAUCAAGUUCCUUUAAAUGAUCGACCAAUAAAUGUGUCUUUGUCGAAUCCUCCAGCUCGUAAGAUUACCGUAGCUCAUGAAGACAAACAAAAAGUUCGUAGUAACGAGCCUGGAAUACGUGGCCGAUCCAAAACACAAAUCAGUAUGGUCCCACGUUCGUUGCAAAAAAAUAUACCGAAUGAUUCUUCAAUUAAUUCAUCUCUUUGUGAAAAGCAGGAGGCAGUUUCAAAAGAUAAAGGACCUUCUACUGCAAUGAGUAACGAAGAGUUCCGUAAAUUUCUUUUAAAGCAUUAAAGAAUUAAAUCAAGAUAAAAGACUUAUCGAUUCUUGACCUAAAAAGACAAUCAUUCUUUCAACAAUGAAAAAGCUGUUAUAAUGAUUUGUUAUAUACGAUAUUAUAUUUGUUAUAUAUA
Messenger RNA from Hydra vulgaris (swiftwater hydra), 3794 nucleotides. RefSeq names its product squamous cell carcinoma antigen recognized by T-cells 3. Gene Ontology annotation, molecular function: RNA binding; DNA-binding transcription factor activity; protein binding. Gene Ontology annotation, cellular component: nucleus. Gene Ontology annotation, biological process: RNA processing. The record is from RefSeq and is a predicted model, not a curated record. Lineage: Eukaryota; Metazoa; Cnidaria; Hydrozoa; Anthoathecata; Hydridae.